Molecule: messenger RNA, 1207 nt
Organism: Diospyros lotus (date-plum)
Lineage: Eukaryota; Viridiplantae; Streptophyta; Magnoliopsida; Ericales; Ebenaceae
Product: protein MKS1-like
Exons: 1
Coding region: 83-760 (225 amino acids)
Cellular component (GO): nucleus
Source: RefSeq, a predicted model, not a curated record
UCAUAUAUAUUUUCAUGGUUUCCCUUCAAAAAUUAAUGAUCCUUUUCUUUUCUCAGCCUUGUACCUGCCCCAAUUCCAGAUCAUGGACCCGCAGGCACCGGACUUCUCCGCCGGGAAGUCGCCCCGAAGGGAGCUCCAGGGGCCCCGGCCGACGCCUCUCCGGGUCAGCAAGGACUCCCACAAGAUCCGUAAGCCGCCGAUAGCCCCGCUGCCGCAGCACCCCUCUCAGCCGCCUCCCUACCAGCCACGGCCGCCGGUCAUUAUCUACACCGUCUCGCCGAAGGUGAUCCACACCGACCCAAGCGAGUUCAUGACGCUGGUGCAGCGCCUCACCGGCUCCGGUUCUUCGGGUACUUCUUCUUCUAAUCCUUCUUCCUCUUCCGACUUCCCUGACAGCUCCGUCGGCGGGGCAAUAUCGCCGGCUGCCCGCUUCGCUUCCAUAGAAAAGACGAAGUCGCCGGAGAAGAAGAUCAAGCCACAAGGUGGCGAUAUGGGCGUGGAGAUAAUUAGCACGGAAGUAGAGAGGAGUAGCUUGUUCCCGGGGAUUCUAUCGCCGGGUCCGGCGUCUCUCCCGCCAAUUCCGGCUAGCUUCUUCUCGCCGCCGGCCGAUCCAAAUCCUCUCGGUUUCUUCCACGAUCUGAGCCCCGUGUUUCAGGGCAACAAGAAUUAUUUAGAGACCAGUUUCAUGCCAAGCCCUUCAUAUUUUCUUUCACCCAAUACUCCAUCUCUAGACAUUUUCAACAAUUUCUUUGACAUUUGAUUAACCCAUUUUAAUUAGGUAGAGGGAUUAAUUAAUUAAUUAGAGUGGGAUGAUGAUGAUGAUGAUAAUGAUGAUUGAGCUUUUGUAUGUUCUUCUUCAAUGGCCAUAUAUACAGAUUAGACAACUAGCAAGGUGAUCAUGAUUUAAUGGGAAUUAAUUAAUUAAUUAAUUCCGGUUUUCUGUCAGUGGGGAAGUUAAUUUUGCUACUUAAUUUGCAGAUUCUUUAUUUUUCUCUGUGUCAUUGUACAUGUAAAAUUUAAUUGGUGGCCCACAAGAUGGGGGGGCUCAAAUUCAAAUCUCUCUCACAUCUCUCACAUCAUCUUUGUAUUUUUCAUCUCCUUAGUUCCAUCCUUUUGUCAGCAUGUAGUUAAGUUGCACCAAAACCCUCAUUUUCAAACGCCCAUCAUUUAACCUAAAUAUAUAACUGGAUUUUCUUUACUCAUUUUC